CAGACACACAAAACCUGGUUCAUUGAAAACAUGCACAUACGAAGGCGCUAGAUCAAGUACUUUCUCGGAGAUACCUUCCAUGGAUAUAAAUGAGCUUCUCAGUUCUGACAUUGUCUUGACAACCUAUGAUGUGCUCAAAGAGGACUUGUCACAUGAUUCUGAUAGACAUGAUGGUGAUCGCCGCUUUUUGAGAUUUGAGAAAAGAUUUCGGGUUAUUCCCACUCCUCUCACUAGGAUAUUAUGGUGGAGGAUAUGUUUGGAUGAAGCUCAAAUGGUGGAGAGUAAUGCUGCUGCAGCAACUGAAAUGGCAUUAAGGCUACAUACAGUUCAUCGAUGGUGUAUAACUGGGACCCCCAUACAAAGGAGACUUGAUGAUUUGUAUGGGCUCUUGAGAUUCCUGAAAGCAAGCCCAUUCAAUGUUUUUAGGUGGUGGACUGAUGUAAUUUGCGAUCCAUACGAGAGGGGAGAUGAAGGAGCCAUGGCAUUCACACACAGCUUUUUUAAACCACUAAUGUGGCGGUCAUCAAAAGAGCAUGUUGCUGAAGAAUUGCAACUUCCUCUUCAAGAAGAAUGCAUCUCUUGGCUUUCUCUUUCACCAAUUGAGAAGCACUUCUACCAGAGGCAACAUGAAACUUGUGUGAAUGAUGCCCAUGCAUUCAUUCAAGAUCUGAAAGAUAAUAUCCAGAAGAAGAAACCACAAGGUACGGAAGUGUCUGACUCUUUAUCUGGUGUUAUCAUCACCAAUAUGGACGCUGCAAAGCUAUUUAACUCACUUUUAAAGCUUCGACAAGCAUGUUGUCAUCCACAAGUGGGAAGUUCUGGCCUGCGUUCUUUACAACAGUCUCCCAUGACCAUGGAAGAGAUUCUGUUGGUUCUUGUAGGUAAGACCAAGGUAGAAGGAGAAGAAGAACUCCGGAAAGUAGUCGUUGCCCUCAAUGCCCUUGCUGGCAUAUCUAUUAUUGAGAAAGAUAUUCCUCAAGCUAUAUCAUUGUACAAAGAAGCACUUGCUUUAGCUGAAGAGCAUUCUGAAGACUUUCGUUUGGACCCUUUGUUAAAUAUUCACAUACACCAUAAUCUUGCCGAGAUACUACCAAAAGAUUCUGAUGGCUUGGAGAACGUUCAAUCUGAUUCCCUUAUGGUGGAAGGGGUUAAAGACGACAUCCAGAACUCUUCUAGGAGUGAGAGUGAAUUGAUGGUAGUGCCAAAUUUGACCAUUAAGAAUCUAUCCAAUUCAUAUGUAGAGCCUGAGAGGCUACGUUUAAAAACAUCUUGUGAGAAUCUAAAGCAAAGGUACUUGUCUGCAUUUAAUUCGAAGUUGUACGUGGCUCAACAAGAAUUUAGGAAGUCACAUGAGCAGGUUUGCAAUGCGUUUACUGAUAGAAAAGAUCAGCAUACAACAUGGUGGUUAGAAGCCCUACACCAUAUUGAGCAAAACAAGGAUUUGUCAACCGAGUUCAUCCGGAAAACAGGAGAAGCUGUUGCUGGGACACUGAACACUAGUGCAUCAAGGGUUGCCUCCUGCUUCCACAGCAUAUCUUCUAUGAAGUAUUUCAUUCAAACGGGUUUAGACUCAUUGGAAGAUUCUAGGAGAAUUUUACUUGAUAGACUCUUGGAUAUUGAUCAAACAAUGGGCAAUCCCAGGAAGGAGGACAUAGAGCGUGUGAGAUACUGUCCAAAAUGUUAUGCUAAUUGUGAAGGUCCCAUGUGCGUUCACUGUGAGCUUGAUGACUUAUUUCAGAGGUACGAGGCCAGACUUUUUCGACUUCAUAAAGGAAAACAUGGGGAGGCAAUUACAUCUGCCGAGGAGGCUGUUAACCUGCAGAAGAAGAUGUCUGCUCUAAACCGGUUUUAUUCGACUUUGUCAAAAUCUAACAAGAAAUCGACUUCGUUGACUCAUGAAUCAGAAGACAAUGGAAAUAAGAGAGAUACACGAGAAAGAGUGCUAGUUUCAAAAUCUCCAUCUGACCUGGAGGUGGUGCUGGGCAUUAUAAAGAGCAACUCAAGAGGACUAUUAGAUAGAGAGGGCAUGUCAGCAACAACAAAGCAACUUCUUCUUUUAGAGGGGAUGCGAAAGGAGUAUCCACAAGCAAGGUCUCUCGCAGUUGCUCAAGCUCAAGUUCUUCGUGCCUAUGAUGAACUUAACAUGGCAACCUCUCGACUGCGCUUACGAGAAGAUGAUAAUGAUAAGUCUAUUGAUGCACUUGAUAUAGGGGAAUUGGUUGCAGCAAAUGCUGAAUUUUCAAGUGAAAAGUUUGUGGCUUUGUCUUCUCUAUCCAGAGUAAAAGGGCAACUCCGCUAUUUGAAGGGUCUGGUGCAAUCUAAACAAAAAGGAGAAAGUACGAACGACAACAGUUCAACCCAAGCAGCAGUGGCAACUGUGGGAUCCAGAAGUUCUGAAGAAGAACAGGAUGAGAAUUCUAUGAGAAUUGAGGAUUCAUGUCCAGUUUGUCAUGAGAAACUCAAUAGCCAAAAGAUGGUUUUCCAAUGUGGCCAUCUCAUUUGCUGUAGAUGUUUGUUUGCCUUGACUGAGAAGAGAUCUGGUCGCCUCGGAAAACCUGUUACUAGCUGGAUAAUGUGUCCAACAUGUAGACAGCAGUCUGAUUGUAGAAAUAUUGCAUAUGCCGUUGAUGCCAAACCAGACAAGACUCCCUUUGCUAUCUCUGAGAAUUGUGAAGCUUCUAUUACCGUACAUGGUUCAUAUAGUACAAAGGUUGAAGCUGUGGCAAGAAGAAUUUUAUGGAUCAACUCAAAAAAUCCUGCUGCAAAGGUCCUUGUUUUUAGCAGUUGGAAUGAUGUCCUUGAUGUCUUGGAACAUGCAUUUUCCGCAAAUGGUAUUAGCCACAUACGAAUGAAAGGGGGAAGGGGAGCACAUGCAGCCAUAAACUAUUUCAGAGGGCACAACAGCAGUGCCAUAGGCAUGCAACCAGAAACCAAAACGGUUCAGGUUUUAUUGCUCUUGAUUCAACACGGAGCCAAUGGCCUCAACCUUCUAGAAGCAGAGCACGUGAUUCUCGUCGAGCCAUUACUGAAUCCAGCUGCAGAAGCACAAGCCAUCAGCAGGGUGCAUCGCAUCGGGCAGACCAAAAAGACCCUCGUCCAUCGUUUUAUAGUGAAGGACACUGUUGAAGAAAGCAUACACAGAGUGAACAAGGGCAGAAUGGGAAAUUCGCUCGUGAGCGGAAACAGAAAGAAUAAAGAUCACUCUGCUCUCACACUCAAAGACAUUGAGUCUUUGUUGUUCAGAGCUGCCCCGCCAUUUGCGGAUCCAGACCCGUCUGCUGGGAGUUUGACGCAUUUGCCCCCGUCGGUAGCUGCUGCUCUAGCAGCUGAGAAGAGGCUAGCUGCUGCUGCUGCUCAGGAUGGUUCUUGAUCAGCCCAAUCAGGAAUGACAAUGGGUCGGGUAUGGAUCUGGAUCCUCAUUCGUCCAUUUACUCUCUUCUCAUCACUCGAUCCAUCCAUGAUCCAUCACCGGGUACAUACAUCACCUAUCACCCGAUUUGUAGCAGGUGAAAUGGGUGCUACUUAGGGGAAAUGUACAGCAAUUUUUUAAUUAUUUGUAGCAUUUCAUUAAAUUAUUAUAAAUAAAGUAGUAAUAGUAAU
This is a messenger RNA of Cuscuta campestris, 3600 nucleotides long. Lineage: Eukaryota; Viridiplantae; Streptophyta; Magnoliopsida; Solanales; Convolvulaceae. The record is from the annotation of a GenBank genome assembly.